Messenger RNA from Sceloporus undulatus (fence lizard), 2235 nucleotides. RefSeq names its product motile sperm domain containing 1 (gene MOSPD1). NCBI's taxonomy places the organism in Eukaryota, Metazoa, Chordata, Lepidosauria, Squamata, Phrynosomatidae. Bases 478 to 1125 code for a protein of 215 amino acids. The transcript is spliced from 8 exons. Gene Ontology annotation, cellular component: cytoplasm. The record is from RefSeq and is a predicted model, not a curated record.
UGGGCGGGGAAAUCGGAAGAAGGGAGGCAAAAAAGAGGUCCAAGAAGGAGCGGGAGGCGGCGCUUCUUUGGAGGCUGCGGCGGCAGCAGCUGAGAGAAGGGGCCCCAAAACGGAGGGCCUGGCUGCUGCAGGAGGAGAAGGGCAAAGUGAUUCACAAGUGUGGCAUAAGAACCAGUCCUGUGCAACUUCCUGCCUUUUGUGUAUGGCAUAAACAAUUGACAGGACAUGCAAUUUCAAGGGAUUAUGAUUGUGAAUAACUGGUCUGUGACAGAGAAUCACGACAGGGUAUCUGUAGGACAGAGCUAAUGCCAUGAAGGAUGCUGUUCUUACUACUCUACAGUCUGAGACCUGUUGUCCGAAGCACCUUGUAGAGGUUUGCCAAAAUGCUUUCAGAUUCUUAAGUUACUGUGAACCAGAAGUCUUUAGACACAAAGCCAUCCUAAGGACAGAAGGAGUAGCGCAACGGAUUCGGUGCCAAUGCAGCAACAAAGAAGACAGCCAGAGUUAGUGGAAGGAAAUCUUCCCGUCUUUGUGUUUCCCACCGAACUUAUAUUUUAUGCUGAUGACCAGUCAACGCACAAACAGGUGUUGACUCUCUAUAAUCCCUAUGAAUUUGCCUUAAAGUUCAAAGUUCUUUGUACAACUCCAAAUAAAUAUGCUGUUGUGGAUGCGGCAGGUGCAGUGAAGCCUCAGUGCUGUGUUGAUAUAGUGAUCCGUCACCGGGAUGUCCGACCUUGCCACUAUGGCGUGAUGGACAAAUUUCGACUGCAGGUCUCUGAGCAAAGCCAGAGGAAAGCAUUGGGGAGGAAAGAAGUCAUUGCUACCCUGCUUCCUACGGCAAAGGAACAGCAGCAGAAGGAAGAGGAGGAAAAGAGGAUAAAGGAGCACCUGACAGAAAGUGUCUUUUUUGAACAGACGUUGUGUCCGCCAGAAAGCAGAAUUGCCUCAUCGGGGCCGAGUUUACUCACAGUCUUCCUGGGAAUAGUGUGCAUUGCUGCUCUCAUGCUUCCCACAUUGGGAGAAAUGGAUUCUCUGGUGCCUCUCUACCUCCAUUUAAGUGUAAAUCAAAAGUUAGUUGCUGCUUAUGUAUUAGGUCUGAUCACCAUGGUUAUCCUGCGAACAUGAGUGAUAAUUUAAUUGGAUGUCAAGAUUUUUCUUCUUUUUUUUUAAACUGUGUUAUAAAUUCACAUCAUGAAUGUGGACCACCUUUGACUCCCAUCUGGCUCAUUAACAUGCGACAGGAAAAAAAAGAUCCAGUGAUUUACAGUACCUUUUUAAAAAAAUAAAAAAAGCAAUGUUUUAACUAUGUUUAACUGAAAAGACUCAAGCGCUCUGAAGUGCUUCGGUUAAAGACAGCUACAAAUUAUUCAGUGAUGAUAUCUGUGAAAUGCAUCAGGAGAAACUUUUAUAUCUAUACCUACUGUACAAAAAUCGUAUUAAAAUAGUUUGUUGUUUUUAAAAAAGAAUUCACGUUCACAUCCGUGUUUGAUCACCAUCAGGGCCAGCAGUCCUGUCUACAAUGUUUAUUUGCCUACUCCAUGCCUGUAAGUAUUGCAGUUAGCGCUAAACAACUUUAGGUACAGAUAAAUGCCAGGCUGCCUGAAGCAAGCUGGCCAAACGUCACACAGAGCUGAGCAUCUGACAGUGGAAGCUUUAAAACUACAAUCAGGCAGUAUUGUUUACAUAGUGAACCAGUCCAUGUAUACAUCUUUUCCCAAUGUGGGAAAUAGGGCUUUUUACUAAGCUGUGGUAUGUUUCUGUCAAACAUAAUUGCCUCAACGCCUACGCAUUGAUGCUUGCGUUCAGCAAGGAUGCCCUCGGUACAGAAUCCACAUUGCUGUGGAAGAUGAGACUAACAUUCCCUUGGUUGGUACUGUCUACCUGAUUAUGUAUAAGCAACAAAGAAAGACCUCUAUCAACAUGGCAUGUAAUUUAAACAUGUGCUUGAAUUCCCUCUUUUGCAAGAAACUGACAUUGAGGAUUCAUUUCUACAGUUUGUAUUUUUUCUCUCUCUCCCUUGAGUUUCUCAUUGAUGAAAACUAGUCAUUGUCCUCUUCACACCUUCUGGUAUAUCUCCUUAGUCUAGCUCAAAAGAAGCAACCUCCUCCUGUCCUGAACUUGGUUACCACUGUCUUUUGGGUUCAUUCAUUUUCAUCCAGCAAUGUUAUUUUAAAGAUCUAAAGCACUUUGAACUAUGUAAGGAAUGUCUUGGAAAAUUAAACCUUUUCCCCCCUA